Molecule: messenger RNA, 1062 nt
Organism: Pleurotus ostreatus (oyster mushroom)
Lineage: Eukaryota; Fungi; Basidiomycota; Agaricomycetes; Agaricales; Pleurotaceae
Gene: UTP5
Product: Small subunit (SSU) processome component
Exons: 3
Coding region: 1-1062 (353 amino acids)
Biological process (GO): maturation of SSU-rRNA from tricistronic rRNA transcript (SSU-rRNA, 5.8S rRNA, LSU-rRNA)
Cellular component (GO): nucleolus
Source: RefSeq, a predicted model, not a curated record
AUGGAGAUCACAGCCAAUGGUGUGACUAAAAACUCCCCGGCCACUAAAAUCAGGAGAUAUGCAGAAGGCACGGCUUCUGUUGGGUUCGGUGCAGAAGUCGGUCACGACGAACAAGCCGACAACGAUCUGUCGCAAACUGUCGAAGGGGAUCUAGAUGUUGACGUUGCCGAGCUAAGCCUUGGUCAGCGACUGACAGCACUCUCAGGUGGAAAGCCAACCACUUCAUCUGAAGACGAGGACAGCGAUGGCGGCCAAAAAGCCCCCAAGUCGGGUCGCGAUGCGAAAGCAAAGGCGGAACCGCUAGUGCCCGCGAAUUCGCUGACACGCACACUCAUUCAAGCACUGCACUCCUCAGACGCUAAACUAACCGAGACCUGUCUAUCUCACUCCGAUCCAAUUCUCAUCAACAAUACCGUUCGACGAUUGCCCCCUCAAUUAGCUGUGUCACUUAUCGACGCGUGUGUCGAACGGCUGGGCAGAGGAGCUAGAGGGGCAAAUGUGAAAGGACGUGGGGGUGGUGCAAGCUCUCAACGUGGCGCGGCACUCAUAACUUGGAUAAGAACGGUUUUGAUCAUCCACAGUGGCCAUCUCAUGACUAUGCCAAACUUGAUUGCUCGACUCUCUGGCCUCCACGCGACCUUGACACGGCGGCUUGCACUACAAGAAAGCCUUCUAUCAUUAAACGGGCGACUGGACAUGGUGUUGACACAAAUCGAAAUGCGUUCAUCAGUUGCUCCUACACCUCUUAGCAUCCCACGAGAGAAAAAGGCCACGAAACAGAGGGCGAGGAAGGCGAGACAAUACGUGGAGGGCGAGAGUGAGGAGGAAGGUGUACAAAUGGAUGUUGAGGUGGAUGCCGACAGCGGCGACGAAGGUGGAAGUAUAGAAGAUGUGGAGUUGGGUGGUGGCAGCGACGAGGAAGAUGAGGAAACGUCAGAAGAGGAAGAGGACGAGGACGAUGGAAGUGAAGAAGACGACGAUGAGGAUGAGGAGGGACCGACAUUAAAUGGUUUCAUUGAUGACGAGGCUGAAGAGGACGACGAGGACGACGAGAGCGACUAA